Messenger RNA from Carcharodon carcharias (great white shark), 3281 nucleotides. It is a transcript of the gene mmel1, whose product is annotated as membrane metallo-endopeptidase-like 1. The record is from RefSeq and is a predicted model, not a curated record. The transcript is spliced from 23 exons. Gene Ontology annotation, molecular function: metalloendopeptidase activity. Gene Ontology annotation, cellular component: plasma membrane. Gene Ontology annotation, biological process: protein processing. NCBI's taxonomy places the organism in Eukaryota, Metazoa, Chordata, Chondrichthyes, Lamniformes, Lamnidae. Bases 82 to 2379 code for a protein of 765 amino acids.
AUAUGUUACUUUAAGGAAGACCCCACCCAUCGAUAAGAAAUUGGGGGAUUUAUCCAUAGGACAGCCACAAGAGAAGGGGAGAUGGAAGAUCAGGCGAAAGUGCAGAUAGUCACUAUAAUGGGCAAGUCGGAAAGCCAGAUGGACAUCGUGGAGAAGUCGACAAAAUCAGUCAAGAAAAGUUGGACUUUCAUUGAAAUUGCAUUAACUGUGCUGCUCCUUCUCAUGACAUGCGCAGUGGUGGCGCUGGUUGUGUUGUAUACAACGCAAAGAGACAAACAGUUCUCCAGCAGCUUGGACAAUGUAUGCAUGACCACAGGCUGUGUGGCUGCGGCUGCACGGAUAAUCCAGAAUAUGGAUCCAUCUGUCUCACCAUGUGAAGAUUUUUACAGAUACGCCUGUGGGGGUUGGCUGAACAGGCACAUCAUACCAGAGACCAGCUCUAGAUACAGUAUAUUUGAUAUUCUAAAAGAUGAAAUGGAAAUCAUUCUAAAAGGUGUUUUAGAAAGAUCAGACGAUGGAGACCGUGAUGCUUUUAAGAAGGCUAAACAACUGUACAAAUCCUGCAUAAAUGACAGUUUAAUAGAGGAAAGGGAUGCUGAGCCACUCUUAAAUCUAUUGGAUGAAAUAGGAGGAUGGCCAGUCACCACAACCGACUGGGAUAUCACUAAAGAGCCUGACUGGAGUUUGGAGACCAUCCUACCACGGCUCAAUGCCAAUUACAAUAAGAGAGUUGUUUUGGACACGUUUGUUUGGAUUGAUGAAAGGGACUCGAGUAGACAUAUCAUUUGUGUUGAUCAAACUAACCUUGGGAUGCCUUCCAGAGAUUAUUACUUCAGAGAUGGAAACUACAAGAGGGUGCGUGAAGCUUAUUUGCAGUUUAUGAUUUUAAUUGCUAAGAUGAUCAGAGAAGAUAGAAAUAUGACAAAAAAUGACACUUUUGUUGAAGAAGAGAUGACAAAAGUCCUGGAGCUUGAAACUGAAAUGGCAAAUGCUACUGCACCGCCAGAGGAAAGGCACGAUAUUACACAACUCUACAACAAAAUGACACUUCCUCAGCUUCAAGCAACGUUUGAUCUCAAUGGAUUUAAUUGGACAGAGUUUCUUCAAGAGAUCAUGUCUAGUGUUAACAUUGACAUCUAUCCAGAAGAAGAAAUUGUGGUCUAUGGCACUGGAUAUCUUCAGAAACUGAAGUAUAUCCUCCCCAAAUACUCCAAGAGCACUCUUCAGAACUACCUGGCUUGGCGGCUGGUUAUUGAUCGUGUUAGAAACUUAAACAGACGUUUUAAAGAUGCCCGGGCCAACUACCGAAAGGCACUGUAUGGUACCACUGUGGAAGAAGCUCGUUGGCGAGAAUGUGCCAGCUACAUCAACAGCAAUAUGGAAAAUGCAGUGGGAGCACUUUAUGUAAGAGAGGCAUUUGCUGGCGAGAGCAAGAGAAUGGUAAAGGAUUUAAUUGAUAAAAUUCGAGAAGUGUUUAUCGAAACAUUGGAUGAGCUGGAGUGGAUGGAUGCAGCUUCCAAGCAGAAAGCACAGGGAAAGGCCCUGGCAAUAAAAGAGCAAAUUGGAUAUCCAGACUACAUUCUGGAAGAGGACAAUCCCAGGCUGGAUCAGGAAUAUGAACACCUAAACUUCAAUGAAAACAAAUACUUUGAAAAUGUCCUUGAAAAUCUGAAGGCAGCAGCGCAAAAAAGUCUUGGGAAACUACGGGAGCAAGUGGAUCAGGAUGUAUGGGUUAUUGGAGCUGCAGUUAUAAAUGCUUUUUAUUCACCUAAUCAAAACCAAAUAGUAUUUCCAGCCGGGAUUCUACAGCCCCCGUUCUUCAGUAAACACCAGCUUCAAGCACUAAACUUUGGAGGAAUUGGCAUGGUGAUCGGCCAUGAAAUAACACAUGGAUUUGAUGACAAUGGAAGAAAUUACGAUAAAGAUGGCAACUUGUAUGACUGGUGGAGCAAUUUCUCAGCCACGCAUUUCAAUGACCAAUCCCGUUGCAUGGCACAUCAGUAUGGAAACUACACAUGGGAUUUAGCUGGUGGACAGAACGUGAGCGGGAUCAGUACUUUGGGUGAAAAUAUCGCAGACAAUGGAGGUGUCAGACAGGCAUACAAGGCCUAUUUAAAAUGGGUGAAGAAAGAAGGUGAAGAAGUGAAACUGCCCGGCUUGGAUCUGACACACAAACAACUUUUCUUCCUUAACUUUGCACAGGUAUGGUGUGGGUCAUAUCGGCCUGAGUAUGCCAGUCAAUCAAUUAAAACCGAUGUUCACAGCCCACUGAAGUUCAGAGUCAUCGGUUCCCUCCAGAACUUUGAAGCCUUUGCUGAGGCCUUCCAGUGUAAAAGAGGCAAUGCAAUGCACCCAGCCAAGAAAUGUCGAGUGUGGUAACCAAAGACCAACAGCACUGUUAAUUCACACAUCAAAACCUUCUACGUCGUUGGAUUACAUGAAUGCUGGCAGAAGCCAAUAGAUGUGCCUAAUAAUCCUUCAAUCAAUCACAGUCCAAGGUUAUUGCUCUCGUUCUCUGCUGCUCCAUGUGUUGGCAAACAGAGGGGAUAAUUAGCGGGGAAUUGGUUUUUAGGCUGUUUAAGCAAGUCCUUUAAACACUGACUGUUUUAUACCUUAACAUGACUGUUAACUAAUAUUUGCAUUCAGUAAUAACAUCAAGGUGCUUUAGCCUGCUAAAUGUUCCUUGUUCGAGAAGAGACAGCUAUGUUCAUGAGUUGUAGUUCCAGGAGUUUACACAAAUUGCAAACUCUAAUAAUUUGGUUUAAGAACAGAGCCACCAUUUUGCAGAAGGUACGGGAAGAUUAGCUGGGGCUAUUGUUACACACUAACUCAGUCUGUCUCAAGAGCAAGACUUAAUGAAUGUCCAAUUUCUGCAUGCCAAGGCUAUGACUUGUUAAAAUGAUGUGUCCCAGUUGCUUAUAACUGUUUCAACUACUUUAUUUCCCAAAGUACUCAUAGCUCAAGGCAUACUAUGUGUCAUUUUGGUGUUAAUAUUUCAUAAGAAAAUUUCUCCAGUGCUGCUCUAUAAUAUAAAUUUCAAUAAGUGGUAUUUGAAAACCUUUUUAUAGCCUUCAGUUCAAUGUGCUUUAGUCAAAGUAUGAAGUCCUUCACUAGCUGCACCUUAUUUGUAAUAUAUUUAAACAUAUAUAUCUAUGAUUUAUACUGUAUUGUUUAUAUCCAGAAAAUUGUUUGGCAAAUUGUCUUUUAUUGCUGUACUUAAUCUUGAUGCAUUGUGUCAAUUUUAAUAUGUUCCUGUUCUGUCAAUAUUUUCAGAUAAAUAC